CGCAGGCCUCCUCCGCCAGCAGCGCGGUGAGCAGCGGAGGGGAGCUGCCCGCCAAGGUCUGCGCCUCGGUGGUCCGGGAGACGUUCGCCGCAGGAGCGAGACCGAGGUUCGAGUCCGCAAACUCCAUCCCGCGAGGCUCCCGGCCCGCUGCUCGGCAGGCCUGCAGAGGCAGCUGUCGACGUCUCCACUGGCUUCCACGUCGCGGUUGGCGCCAUCCACACAGAUGCGAGGCACCCGCGGGCCGCACGGCAUGCUGCUGAUAGGCCGGCCCGGCAGGGACGGCCUGUAGCACGCCGGGUAUAGUGCGGAGUUCCAGCAUACUGGCCAGUACUGACCUCGAGCGGCCCUUGAGAUGAUCUGGUACUUGGCCCAGCACCGCUCGGACGUGCUGAUUUAUUAUGUCGGCCGCGCGCUUGUUAUUUGAGGCACACAGCUUGCGUGUGCUUUUGCACGCCCCUUUGAUGCACUUGCUCCUUUAUUUGUUUUUCUUGGUCGGACUGCUGUUUCGAAGGAAGACUGCUUCGUCCAGGCAGGCGGCGCAUCGACUACCCUGUACUGGCAGAGUGUAUGGUUGGCGACCUCCGACUGUGGGAUCGGAAGUGAACGGACAGAGCCACCUCGCCAAUGACACGCUGGUUUCGUGGCACGCUGGGCCUCGACAUGUGUGUGUCCAGCGCAUGUCUUCCACAUGUCUCACAUGUGAGUUUCAGCCGCGUCUGUUUCCAGCAUUUUCCAGGUUCCUGGUGCAUGCUGGCACGUCAGUCUCUUACCUGAUGUGCUCGAAGCAUUCUAGAUGCCAGAGUUGCAUGUUGGAGUGUGCUCAGCGCAGCGCGAGCGGCGCCUGGUGAAUCGUCUUCCCUCUGUGGAGCAGUUGCGGAAGCACUGGGGGGGCGAGGGGUUGGCAAUUUGCGC
Messenger RNA from Prorocentrum cordatum, 912 nucleotides. The record is from the annotation of a GenBank genome assembly. Lineage: Eukaryota; Dinophyceae; Prorocentrales; Prorocentraceae.